Molecule: messenger RNA, 3129 nt
Organism: Mercenaria mercenaria
Lineage: Eukaryota; Metazoa; Mollusca; Bivalvia; Venerida; Veneridae
Product: sodium/glucose cotransporter 4-like
Exons: 15
Coding region: 75-2069 (664 amino acids)
Biological process (GO): transmembrane transport
Cellular component (GO): plasma membrane
Molecular function (GO): D-glucose:sodium symporter activity
Source: RefSeq, a predicted model, not a curated record
CUCACUUAACUCGGUUCAAUUGAACUGUGUUUACAAUACUGUGAAUGAACGUGUAUAUCUAAACAUUUCAAAAUAUGUCGUCGGAAAAGUCAUCUGCGUUAAGUGAGGUUGGAGAUUUUUUAGUUGUAGCGGGAUAUUUUGUGCUGCUUGUUGCCGUAGGAAUAUGGAGUCUAUGUCGUGCUCACAGAGGAACGGUGAGGAACUACUUCCUUGCCGGAAGGUCAAUGUCUUGGAUUCCAGUAGGAGCAUCGUUGUAUGCUAGUAACAUAGGAAGCGAGCAUUUUAUCGGUCUAGCUGGAACAGGAGCCGCAGCUGGUAUUUCUAUCAUCAUAUAUGAAUGGCUGGGAAUGCCGUUAGUGAUUCUACUAGGAUGGAUGUUCGUGCCAGUGUAUAUAUCAGCCGGGGUGACGACGAUGCCGGAGUAUAUGGAGAAGAGAUUUGGGGGCCAGAGGAUAAGAGUGUACCUCAGUAUACUAUCUCUGGUCGUAUACAUUAUAGUCAGACUGGCCGCGACGAUAUUCGGCGGUUCUCUGUUCAUACAAAUGGCGAUGGGCUGGAACAUGUACCCAUCUAUAGCAUUCCUGCUAGUUGUCACAGGGGUAUUCACCGUUUUAGGCGGUCUAACAACCGUGAUAUAUACGGACACGUUCCAAACCGGAAUACUACUGGCAGGCUCUAUAGUGCUGUCGGUAAUGAGUUUCCAUAAAAUAGGCGGAUAUGCAAACCUACAGGAAAGAUAUAUGGAUUCAGUUCCAAAAAUUCGGGAUAGCAACAGCACGUGCGGUUUGCCAAGAGAGGAUGCAUUUAAUAUACUACGUGAUCCUAUAAAUUCGGACAACCCCUGGCCUGGCCUCAUUUUGCAGAUGGUACUGGGCUGCAUGUGGUAUUGGUGUAACGACCAGGUUAUUGUCCAGCGAACGCUGGCAGCCAAGUCACUGUCACACGCUAAAGGCGGCUCUCUGAUAGCCGGAUUUCUGAAGAUCUUGCCCAUGUACAUCAUGGUCAUGCCGGGUAUGAUCAGCAGGGUCUUAUUUCCAGAUGAAGUAGCCUGCGUGGACCCUGAUGAAUGCACGAAGUACUGCGGCAACCCUGUUGGAUGCUCGAACAUCGCUUAUCCCAAACUGGUUCUCGAAAUCUUACCUACAGGAUUACGAGGCCUACAGGUGGCGGUCAUGCUAGCAGCAAUAAUCGGUUCAUUAACCUCGAUCUUCAACAGUGCCAGCACAAUUUUUACCAUGGACCUCUGGACCAGAAUACGAACAAACGCGUCCGAAAAAGAAAGACUGGUCGUAGGAAGGGUAUUUAUUGUAUUUAUGUGUAUACUGAGUGUUUUGUGGAUACCACUGGUAAAAUCUUCACAAAGCGGUCAACUUUUCAUCUACCUGAACGCCAUACAAGGUUACCUAGCAACGCCAAUUGGUGCCCUGUUUUUAAUGGCUGCAUUAUGGAAAAGAAUGACAGAGCCGGCAGCGUUUUUCUCACUGCUCAUAGUGCAGGUGAUUGGACUGGCUCGGCUGAUUAUCGAUUUUACAUUCCCAGCACCUGUCUGCGGCGAGCCGGAAACCAGACCGGCAGUAUUGUAUGAGGUUCAUUACACGUACUUCUGCGUGAUGUUGUUCUUUCUGACCAUGAUUAGCAUUGCGGUGAUCAGUAUGUUUACAAAGCCAAGAGAAAAUGUUGAUGGACUAACUUGGUGGACAAUAAAAAAGGCAUUAAUUGAUACUCCAGGGUCGGAUCUUGAAGCUAAAGAAAUCAAUUCGUUCGCCAUGAAAGGUAAGACAGACUCUACAUUAGAAAGUGACAUAUCCGAAAACGAUGACAGCACUUCAACAGGAGACGAUUCUAAAUCACGUGAUUCAGAGGUCAAGGCCGAGAUAGGAAAGGUCAAAAGAAUCAUAUACAGGAUAUGUGGCGUCCCUAUAGUGUCUCACUCCUACCAUAGCGAGGACAUGCACGUGAAAUACAAGAGGCGUUUCUUCAAAGAAGAUCCAUUUUGGAAAACCGUGUUAGAUAUAUUCGCCGUGAUAGGAAUGUUGCUUGUAACAUUUUUGGUUGGAUAUUAUCGUUAGUGUGUUAGUGUGCAACCCGUGAUUGUGUAUGUUUCAGGAUUCCGUUUUAGGUUGUCCUUUUAUACUCUUUUAUACUUGUCGUCAUGUUGAAGAGGGGCGUCUAUAUAAUCAUUGCACUGUACCUUAUUGUAAAGCAUACUUUAAAGUCAACACGAGCCCAGAAAAAUCGCGAUUUUGGAAUAUUUUCACCUUACACGGUACAUGGUGUAUAUAUGUGCAUGUGUUUUUUCAUGUCAUGGUUUAUUUUCGUUUUCUUUUCGUUCUUGCGUCAUAAUCAUAAUACAGCUGUUUGAUCUCCUUUUUCAGCUCAUAUUGUUCCUCUUUGAUACAUUACACGGUCAACACUAGAUAAUGACCAGCUUUUCAACAUAAAAAAAUAAACAGUCUUUGCUAAGGAGAAGGUUUCUCGAUAAUGUUGUACUGUUUAAAAUUGUUACGUUUAAUGGCUAUAAACUUACGUAGGAAAAUGGUUUGACUAAAAUACGGAUGUUCUGUCUUACCGAUCUUCUAACAUGUGGAUUCAUGCGCACCAUUAUUGCUCCAGAACUAUAAAUGUUGUACAUGUACCAGAAAUGAACAUCAACUGAAUUUUAGUAGAAAAUGGUUUAGGGGGAAUAAUCUAUGUUCCGAUUUCAUUCUUGCUGUAGGCUUUACUUCCCUUUAACAGUUUUGUAUACACAUGUUGCGUGUUCAUUUAAUUUUAGACAUUCAAAAGCAACAUUGUGAAUGUGGAAUGGACAAACUACGUAUAAUACUAGCUGAUAUUCAGCUGCAUUUUAAUUUUAUUCUCUCUUUUUGUGAGAGAUGCUUAUUUUUGACAGUUAAUUGUACGUCAGUGCAGUUAAUUCAUGUAUUAGAUCCUGUCUUAAACGGUUCUCUGUAUAGGAAGCUGAAAAAAUGACUAAGGGACAAGUAUUUAGUAAAAGUGUGGUCGUCAAGGACUAUUAUAGUAGUAAAUGUAUACAGAAGCUCGACAUCACUUAGCGUUAUUCUGUUAUUUGUAUUUAUAACAGCUUUUAAAAUGAAUGUAUCGGUUAUGAAUAAUAUAUUUGUAAAUUUC